GCCUGGGUGAAGGGUCUGUAAGCUCAGCUGGGCUGGGACAGGUUUUUACCGCUGUUUUGAGGUGUAAGGUGCUUGUUUGGGAGCUGCUCUGUAAUCCUGUGAGGCCAGUGGGUGCUGCUCCAGCUGGUUUUUCCAAGACUUUUUAUUCCAGCUUAUUUUUCCCCUGUGCGGACCCACUGAGGAGCAGCAGAUGCAGCCAAACCCUGAUAAGCAUCUGAUAAAAAAAGAUCCUAGGAAGAGAAUUAUCUGUAUCGAGGGCAACAUUGCCAGUGGAAAAACAACAUGCCUGGAUUAUUUUGCACAGACUACCAGCAUUGAGGUUUUGAAGGAGCCCUUGACCAAGUGGAGGAAUGUUCGAGGUCAUAAUAUCCUGGGCUUAAUGUACCAGGAUGCAUCAAGGUGGGGGAUAACUCUGCAGACCUAUGUCCAGCUGACCAUGCUGGAGCAGCACACCAGGCCCAUGAUUUCCCCCAUAAGGAUGAUGGAGAGGUCCAUUCACAGUGCAAAACACGUUUUUGUGGAAAACCUCUAUCGAAGUGGAAAAAUGCCAGAGGUGGAUUAUGCUGUCCUGAGUGAAUGGUUUGACUGGAUCCAGAACAACACUGAUGUUUCAGUUGAUUUGAUAGUUUAUUUGCAGACAUCUCCUGAAGUUUGCUAUGAGAGGCUAAAGACAAGAUGCAGGGAAGAGGAAAAAGUCAUUCCUCUGGAAUAUUUAGAAGCUAUUCAUGAGCUCUAUGAAGAGUGGCUCAUUAAACGUGCACUGUUUGAAGUGUCCUGCCCAGUACUUGUGAUUGGAGCUGACCAUGACAUGCAGAAAAUGAUAGAGAAGUAUGAGGAGAACCGGGACCAAAUACUGAACCCAGCUAACUGCACUGUUUAUAGAAGCCUGUGACUGUUGUGUCAGAAAUCAUCUACUCAAGUCUGAGUUGGUAUUUUUAAUAUUUAAAUAUGAUGGAUAUUGAUUUUGCACUAUGCUUUGUAGAACGCUGUGGACUACAUCUCUGAAAUGAUCAGGUACCAAUCAGGAACAGAAUGUGAAUCAGUUCCCUUUGUGAUUUUAGGUUUUCCAUCAGCUUUACUGUGUCAGUUCUGUUCAGCUAAAACAUGUCUGUUUUCCUCAUUUCCCACUUCACUGCUGCUUCCUAGAAGUAACUUUCCUUCCCCCCCCCUCCAAAGACAACCCUGUUGUUGUAAUUUGAAAUAAACGGUUUAUUACAGUGUUCCUCUGA
Molecule: messenger RNA, 1229 nt
Organism: Melospiza melodia melodia
Lineage: Eukaryota; Metazoa; Chordata; Aves; Passeriformes; Passerellidae
Gene: TK2
Product: thymidine kinase 2
Exons: 10
Coding region: 191-892 (233 amino acids)
Biological process (GO): nucleobase-containing compound metabolic process
Cellular component (GO): cytoplasm
Molecular function (GO): ATP binding; deoxynucleoside kinase activity
Source: RefSeq, a predicted model, not a curated record